Messenger RNA from Panicum virgatum (switchgrass), 1627 nucleotides. Its product is annotated as putative heat stress transcription factor A-6a. Bases 183 to 1247 code for a protein of 354 amino acids. Gene Ontology annotation, biological process: regulation of transcription by RNA polymerase II. The record is from RefSeq and is a predicted model, not a curated record. Gene Ontology annotation, molecular function: DNA-binding transcription factor activity; RNA polymerase II cis-regulatory region sequence-specific DNA binding. Gene Ontology annotation, cellular component: nucleus. Lineage: Eukaryota; Viridiplantae; Streptophyta; Magnoliopsida; Poales; Poaceae. The transcript is spliced from 2 exons.
CCAACCAAAAUAUCCGACGCAGCUCCUGCUCCACCAUCCCUUCCUUCUCGUACUUUCCAGAACGUUCCACCCGACACCCGUUCCCUAUAAGUACCAGGAGUCCAGGACACCGCCCAGCAUGUCUCCCGCCAGAGCACCGACCCGCGCACCCGCCGCCUGCCCGACGCAGCGAACUCCGCCGGAUGGAGCACCCCGCGGCCGUGACGGUCAAGCAGGAGGAGCGGGAGGACGACGAAGUGGUGGUGGUGCUGGACGCCGACGGCGACGCCGGCGGGCGAGCAGCCGCGGCGCCGGCGCCGGAGCCCUGGAGGACGCCGCCGCCGGCGUCUCAGGUUCCGCCGUUCCUGGCGAAGACAUUCGAGCUGGUGGAGGACCCGGCGACGGACGGCGUGGUGUCGUGGGGCGCGGCGCGGAACAGCUUCGUGGUGUGGGACCCGCACGCCUUGGCGGCGGGGCUCCUCCCGCGCCGCUUCAAGCACGCCAACUUCUCCACCUUCCUCCGCCAGCUCAACACCUACGGAUUCCGCAAGGUGAGCCCGGACAGGUGGGAGUUUGCGCACGCCGACUUCCUCGCCGGCCAGCGCCACCUCCUCGCCAACAUCCGCCGUCGGCACGGCGCCGCGGGAGGAGGGUCCGCGGCGUCAUCGGGCGCGAAUAAGACCGGCGCGAGCGGGAGCGGCGGCGGCUGCGAGAGGCUGCGGCGGGACCAGGAGGCGCUGGCGCGGCUGCGGCGCGGGCAGCAGGAAGCGCGCGCGCAGCUGCUGGACAUGGAGCGCCGCCUGCGGGGCACGGAAAGCCGGCAGGAGCAGUGCACGGCCUUCCUGGCGCGCGCCGUGGGGAGCCCGGGUUUCCUGGACGGCCUGCUGGCGCGCCGCAGCCACGCCGCGCCGCCCGUGGGGGCUGGCAGGAAGCGGCGGCUGUUCGACGCCGCUGCCGCGGCCGCGCCGGACGUCCUCGCCUUCGAGGAGCUAGCGCUUGCGGCGGGCGCCGAGGUCGAGGCGGCGCCCGUCCCGACCACGGCGGCGGCGAGCCAGGGCUCCAACAGCGCCGCUACCGCCACGGACAUGAUAUGGUACGAGCUGCUCGGGGAGGAGCAGGUGGAGAUCGAUGCCGCGGUGGAGGAGCUCGUCGCGGCUGCGGCCGCCGCGGAGGCGGCCGAGCCGUGGGGGGAGAUGGGCGACGAGGAGGUGGAGGAGCUGGUGCAGCAGAUUGGCUACCUGGGUUCGCCGAGCCCUUGGUCACCAUGAUCGCAGACCGUUCAGCAAUCAGCACUCAGCAGCUACUCUAUCUUAGCGGCACUGGAACUGUUGGUAGUUGGUACUGUCCUCCAGCAGCGAGCAGUGUGCCUGUGGAUUGGACCAUAAUGGUCGUGUCUUGUGUAUUAGUAUCGUCGGCCUUCCUAUUUGAUCGUUUAGUAAUUGGUUACUGAUUAAGUCUGUAAACGGUCUGCUAAUUCGGAUUCUACUUCUGUUUUGUAGGAUCCGAUCCGAUGUUGGAUGCAGCACCCUGCUCCCGGUGGUUGAUGUACUUAGAGCAUCUCCAGUGGGCCUCUCAAAAUCAGCCCUCUAUUUCUCCAAAUAGGAGCCCAUCUGUAAAAAUUGAGGGUCUAAAUCAGAGCUCAACUCCA